This is a messenger RNA of Linum trigynum, 312 nucleotides long. Lineage: Eukaryota; Viridiplantae; Streptophyta; Magnoliopsida; Malpighiales; Linaceae. The record is from the annotation of a GenBank genome assembly.
AUGGCACGGCCGUGUGGACAUCCCCUCUUGCGCGUGUUUGCUCUCGCAGAAUGUGGCACGGCCAACCCGGCCACUUGCACGGCCGUGUCGAUCCUCUGCUCUGCCCGUGUGUGCUCUCGGCAAAACUCGCACGGCCAGGCCAUUACUUCACACGGCCGUUUGAACAUCAGGGCAGCCCGUGUGACCUCCUUUGUGACUUGUCUCGCGCCCGAUCUUCACCCAAUCGACCCCGAACUCGCUCCUAAACCUUCAUUCACUUGCCAGGACCUGAAAUAUCACAAACAAGCACAACCUAGCGUGAAAUCGGUCUAA